ACCAGUGCGCCCAGUGACGAGCUUGUCUGGUGGCGCACGCGGAAGUGCGAGCAGUGACGAACGGGAGCAGGGUGAGAAGAACGGGAGCGGGGUGAGAAGAGCGGAAGGACUGUGACGGGGGACGAGGAUGAAUCUCGCACUCCAGGUGGCGCGCCUGCUGGCCCUCUGCGUGCUGGUGACGGCCGUCGAGGGGAUGCGCGUGAGGGUCAGAGGUCGCCGACAGCGCCCACGUCGGCCAGGGCAGCGCCAGCGCCCGCGGGCGCCCAUCUUCCUGGCCGUGCCCGGCACCGAGGCUGUGCCCGUUAUCUCUCCAGCCGGUGUGCAAGAGGUGCUCAACAUGGUGGCCGCCGCCCGCCGCCCUGCAUCCUCGCCGCCGUCCGCUCGGCCGGCGCAGCCCGACUUACCCGCGCAGCCUUCCUUCCCCGCGGAGCCCUCCUUCGCCACAGAGCCCUCCUUCCCUCCGUUCCCGCCGGCCCCGAGCGUCAGUGACCGCCCCGCCGUGUCCUCUGGCGACGACCUGCCGCGGGCGCCCGACGGCUUCGGCGCUGACUUCUUCAGCGGCGGAGACACAUUCGGCAGUUCCCUGCCGCAGUUUCCCGACAUCUCUAGCAUCUUCAAUGACGCGGCCGUGAGCCGGCGCCGCGCCGGCGGCUCGGAGCCGGGCGACGCCGGCCGCUCCCGCCGGCGGUGGGGUGACGCUGGGUUAGACUCCGACUCCGACUCCGACCCCGAGCAGCAGUACGCCGACCUCUACUACCGCGCAAGCUUCGCUGGUAAUUAGAUGACGCAGCAGUUGGUGACACCCACAUCUGCAGAGAGAACGUGGCUGCGGGAGGAAGCAGCAGCUUGGAGACCUCACCCGUGUUAUGCCUGACGGCGGUUUGCUGCUAGCUCGGCUGAACAUAUCAACACGCCAGCCGGGCAGCGUCGGACGUGAGCCGCAUUGAGAAGACUGUUAGAAAUUCCUGAGACGUUUGUUCGAGCUCGCUUCAGGUACUAGUAGGAAAUUGUGUUAUCGGCGAAACGAAACGUUGUGUUACGAUCCAGAACUGUGUACUACCUCUGCACCGUUACUUCCGGGUAAUGACGGCGAAUUGCGCUUUAACUCGAUCAAAUUUGAGUACAAGACCGUUAGAGGCGAUACCAGGGCCAGUUAUCAGCGACGCUAGACUCAAUUACGUGCGGUAGUUUAGUAAGUUAUCGUUGGAUGGACAAGAUCCUAAUACCCAUUAUUAUGUUACGCAUUUGAUGCUUGCUUUUCUUUGCGGUUUGCAUCGUGGUUACUUCUGAGGCUUUUUGUUAAAACCCCAAUAAACCUCAAA
Pollicipes pollicipes is the source of this 1322-nucleotide messenger RNA. RefSeq names its product putative GPI-anchored protein 58. NCBI's taxonomy places the organism in Eukaryota, Metazoa, Arthropoda, Thecostraca, Pollicipedomorpha, Pollicipedidae. The coding region runs from base 128 to 781 and encodes 217 amino acids. The transcript has 4 exons. The record is from RefSeq and is a predicted model, not a curated record.